AUGGGUGAUGAUUCCAAAGUUGUGGUGCGUUCUAGUGCUUCUGAAACAAAGGAGGAACGUCAUUUGCAUGAUUUCUCAACCCCUAUUACUCCUGACAAAUUGGAUGGCUCCACUUAUGCCUCUUGGUCUCGUGGUGCAUGCCUUACGAUUACUGGUCGUCAUAUGGCAAAUUGGAUCAAUGGGAAGAAGACUCCGUCUCCAGACUCUGUUGCCUAUACAGAAUGGGAAAAAGAUAACUACUUGGUGCAGUCAUGGCUUCUCAAUUCCAUGACUAAACUAGUUCGUGCUUGUUCGAACGUGGUGCUACUUCCUUUGAUAUAUGGGAGGUUGCUCGGAAGACUUAUAUUGUGA
Prunus armeniaca (apricot) is the source of this 351-nucleotide messenger RNA. NCBI's taxonomy places the organism in Eukaryota, Viridiplantae, Streptophyta, Magnoliopsida, Rosales, Rosaceae. The record is from the annotation of a GenBank genome assembly.